Molecule: messenger RNA, 1239 nt
Organism: Linum trigynum
Lineage: Eukaryota; Viridiplantae; Streptophyta; Magnoliopsida; Malpighiales; Linaceae
Source: the annotation of a GenBank genome assembly
CUAUUCUCGUCCUCCUGACUAUUCGCGUCUUCGUGUUUUUGGGUGUAUGUGCUUUGUUCUUAUGCCCCGGCGUGAACGUACCAAGUUAACUCCUAAAAUAGCCUGGUGUGCCUUCAUGGGGUAUAGUGAUAUUCAUAAGGGAUACUUGUGAUUUGAUCCUGUCACCCAACGUAUCCGUGUUGCUAGUACAAUUUUGUUCUUUGAGCAUCUCUAUUUUUUUUUACCCUUCCACUCCUUCCGAGUCAGUCUUUCCUCCUACGGAUUCUUUGCCCAUGUUCUCUUGUGAUGAUCCGCCCAUUGUUAGCAUGGACAACAUGCUGCCCCCUGAUGAUCCAGACUCCCCCAGCUCAUCUGCUUCACCAACCACGUCAUUGUCUUCUAGUUCAGGGGCCUCUUUGUUAGCUAGUGGGACGGGCUCCUCUUCUUCAGCUUCCUCGCCACCUACUGCCCCCGUUGACUCGACUUCGCCUCCACAACUUCGACGUUCUAUUCGCAGCAACAAGGGAGUUCCUCCCACUCAUCAUCAAGACUAUUUGGCUUUUGGGGUUACUUCACACGUUAUUCCUACUCACUACAAAGAUGCUCGUGGUGAUCCAGUUUGGGAGGAGGCAAUGGGGAGUGAGUUUGAUGCGCAUCAUGCGAAUAAUACCUGGACAGUUGUCGAUCGACCUUCUGAUACUCCAACGAUUGGGAGCCGGUGGGUUUACACUAUGAAGAUGUUCCCUGAUGGGUCAAUCGAGCGACAUAAGGCUCGUGUCAUGGCAUUAGGGUACUCACAGGAGCAGGGGGUGGAUUAUCAUGAGACCUUUGCUCUUGUGGCUCGGAUGUCUACUGUACGGACUCUUCUUGCAGUUGCGUCUAUGAAGAACUGGCCUCUUGCUAAACUUGAUGUGAAGAAUGCCUUUCUUCAUGGGGAUCUGGAUGAGGUAAUUUACAUGUAAAAGCCACCUGGGUAUAAUGUCGGGACUCCUGGACGGUAUGCAGACUGAACUGAUCCUUAUAUGGUCUGAAGCAGGCACCACGUGUCUGGUUUAAAACUUUUCAGUAUACUCUUCUAGAGCUUGGAUGUAGUCAAAGUAUGAAUGAUCCAUAACUGUUUAUCAAGAUUACGCAGCGGGGUAUCGUUCUACUUCUUCUUUAAGUGGAUGAUAUGAUCAUCACAGGGUCUGACUUGGAUGGUAUUCGACACCUGAAAGAGGGGUUACAAAAGGCUUUUUGGAUUAAAGAUUUGGGAGACCU